Messenger RNA from Oncorhynchus nerka (sockeye salmon), 5054 nucleotides. It is a transcript of the gene epb41l2, whose product is annotated as erythrocyte membrane protein band 4.1 like 2. Gene Ontology annotation, biological process: cortical actin cytoskeleton organization. The transcript is spliced from 24 exons. The coding region runs from base 692 to 3979 and encodes 1095 amino acids. The record is from RefSeq and is a predicted model, not a curated record. NCBI's taxonomy places the organism in Eukaryota, Metazoa, Chordata, Actinopteri, Salmoniformes, Salmonidae. Gene Ontology annotation, cellular component: plasma membrane; cytoskeleton. Gene Ontology annotation, molecular function: actin binding; structural molecule activity.
CUCUUUGCCAACAAAAAGUGAGCAGCCAGGAUAUCUUUUAAUGCAGUUUUUAAUGCAUUUAAUAUCUACAGCACAGGCCAGAUGGUGAAUUGUGAAUUCUUCUAACUAAUCCCUUUGGGUAAAUCUGCAUAGCCACCAUGUUCCGGGAUUUGACAAGAAACAACAACCCUGGGUGGUUAAGAGAGAACAGUUUGAUUCCCUGGUAGUAUCACUGCACAUAUCAUGCUAAUCAACUGGAACUAGGAUUUAUCUGUCGUUAAUCUGUAACUGAGAAUCAGUGGUUUAAACAGGAACAACACUAUUGAGGUAUAAUUUCUCUUUUACUUCUGGUUUUAAAUUCUACAUGGGUGUGGUCUUGUUUCAUACCUCUGACAGCAUGUACAACUAUUAAAUUAAUACAAGAUGGGCAUAAUUUUCCCUUUGUCUUUGUUUUGCACCCGUAUUUCUUGGGAUGUAUCGGUGGACCUGGCUGUCAUCUGGGAUCAUGUUCAUCUUCUGCUGAGUUUGGCUUCCUCUCUCGCCCUCAUUCUUCUCUCGGUCUAUGCCUGUCCCCCUGAGUUUGGUGCGGUAAUGACAGCAGUGUAUAGAGCAGGAGGAGGUUGAUCAGCUGGAAUACAGCACAGGACGGUGAAAGGAAAGGACCGAGUCUUGAGUCGUCAGCGGGGGGAGAGAUCACGUGUGACUGGGGACCAUGACGACAGAGGUGGGAUCUGAGACGGAAGUGAGGAAAGAGCCGGAGAAGGCAGAGGAGCAGCCUGCAGCACCUGAAUCAGAACCAGCAGCCACCAACCAGACAGACGAGGCCAAGGCCGCAGAGCAGUCAGCCAACGACCACCCCGCUCCGGCCACCGAGUCAGCCGAGGCCCCCGCAGAGGCCAAGGAGAAGCAGGAGGAGGCCCAGCCAGCUGACAACGCCACACCACAGGAGGGCGAGGACACCCCAGCCUCACCACCAGCCUCUGAGAAGAAAGGGAUCUCCAGGUUCCUCCCUCCAUGGCUUAAGAAGCAGAAGUCUCAGAGCCAGGUGGGACCCAAAGAGAGCCAGGCUGCACCCAAGGAGGAGGCAGGCGUUGCCUCCGUGAAGGAGGAGGACGGUGAGAAGGGGGAGCAGGCCGAGGCAGAGCAGACGUCAUCGCCCACAGCAGCCCAACCACAGGUGGAAGAAGAGAAAAUUAACGGAGAGCCGAAACCAGAACAGAAAGAGGAAGUGAAAUCGGAGGAAAAAGAGGAGGAGAAUCAUUCCACUGGCAGUGCAGACACUCAGCCUGCUAAGGAGGAGAAAGCAGCUGAGGAAUCUCAGGAGAAGAGCGCAGCAGAAGAGGAGAACAAGGAGGCAGAGGAAGGAGGAGAGGAGAAGAAAGACGAGGAAGAGAGCCCGAAGCCUGAGGGUGGACAUUCUUUUAUCAAGUCACCACUGAAACUGACCAAGAAGGUGAAGAUGGUGAUGUGUCACGUGACCAUGCUUGAUGGAAGCCAGUUCCCCUGUGAGGUGGAGAAACGGGCGAAAGGCCAGUACCUGUUCUUUAAAGUGUAUGAAGCCCUGAACCUACUGGAGAAGGACUACUUUGGGUUGAGUUACAAAGACAACGCUGACCAGACGUGCUGGUUGGACCCUACAAAGGAGAUCAAACGUCAGAUCCGCAAUGCCACCUGGCAGUUUGCGUUCAAUGUCAAGUUCUACCCCCCUGAUCCAUCCCAGCUGACCGAGGAUAUUACCAGAUAUCUCCUGUGCCUUCAGCUCCGACAGGACAUAGUGUCGGGGCGUCUGCCCUGCUCCUUCGUCACCCACUCCCUGCUGGGUUCCUACGCCCUGCAGGCCGAGCUGGGAGACCAUGACUCCGGCGAGCACCGCCUCGACUACAUCAGCGACUUCCAGUUCGCCCCCUCACAGACCAAGGAGAUGGAGGAGAAGGUGGUGGAGCUCCACAAAACUCACAGAGGGAUGACUCCUGCUCAAGCAGAUGCCCAGUUCUUAGAAAACGCUAAGAAGUUGUCGAUGUACGGUGUGGAUCUCCACCACGCCAAGGACUCUGAGGGAGUCGACAUCAUGUUGGGAGUGUGUGCCAACGGCUUGCUGAUCUACAAAGACCGACUCCGGAUAAACCGCUUUGCCUGGCCCAAAAUCCUCAAGAUUUCCUACAAACGCAGCAACUUCUAUAUCAAAAUCAGGCCGGGAGAGACAGAGCAGUUUGAGAGCUCUGUGGGCUUCAAGCUGCCCAACCACCGCGCUGCCAAGAGGGUCUGGAAGGUCUGUGUGGAGAAUCACACCUUCUUCAGGUUGAUGACUCCAGAAGCACCCAUUAAAGCCAAGUUUCUCACGCUGGGCUCCAAGUUCCGAUACAGUGGGCGGACCCAGGCCCAGACACGACAGGCCAGCACCCUCAUCGACAGGCCGGCACCCUACUUCGAGCGCACCUCCAGCAAGCGUAUCUCACGAAGCCUGGAUGGAGCUCCAAUGAUUAACGUGACCGAGGCCCAGGAGUCACCCCCCACCUCUGGGGAGAACGGCAGGGAGCCUGGCCUGGAACUCUCCUCUGACUCCAAGGUAGAGGAGGAGCCUAGCGAAGGGGCGGCGGCCACACCUACUGAGGGCACUGAGAUGAAAGGAGAUGAGCCAGACUCCUCCCAACAGAGCGGAAGGUUGAGAGUGCAGGGGGAAAAUAUAUAUGUCAGGCAUAGCAAUUUAAUGUUGGAGGACCUGGAUAAGACUCAGGAGGAUGUUUUGAAACAUCAGGCUAGCAUUAGCGAGUUAAAGCGCAGUUUUAUGGAGGCCACCCCUGAGCCGCGUCCCAGUCAGUGGGAAAAGCGCCUCACAGCCAGCCCGGCUACCAGCCUGCGUCUGCAGGCCCAAGGGAGAUGCUCCCCAUCCAGAACCCAGGAGCCUCCCCCUGACCUCACGGUGGACACGGUCGCCAAGAGCGCAGAUGAUAAACAGAAAUCCGGCGAGGCGGCAUGGCAGGCAGCAGAGGUUGAGAUAGAAGAGACGGUAGUCGUCGAGGAGAUCAGGGUGGCCCCCAAAGGUUCCGUCACCGUAACCACUCCUGCGGUGAUCACCCCCGUCGCCGUGGAGUCUGAGGUCGAGAAGCCCAAGGACGAAGUUAUGGAAGAGCAGAAGAGGCCUGUGAGCGUGUCCUCGGACAGUGAGGAAGAAGAGGAGGAGGAGGAGGCAGGGGAGUACCAUCCGCAAGUCACCGUCAGCGCCUCAGUUGACCAGAUCAAAGAAGAGCCCGAGGAAGAAGGGGAGGAGGAGGAGGAACAGCAAGUCAAUGAAGAGCCAGUUGCAGAACCACUCCCAGAGCCAGUGGUCGAGGUAAAGGCCCAGCCUGUCCCUGCAGUAGUGGAAGAAAACUCCGCGACAGAACCACAACUAGCCCCUGUGGCGGAGGAGAGCCCCGAGGACAUCCUGGUUACCCCUGACGAGGCCCCUAAUGGGCACGCCGAGUCCCCCGAGGACCAUCAAGGCCCCGUGGCCCUGGAAGAGGAGGAGGAGGAGCCCAGAGUCAACGGGGACGCGUCUCACUCCGAGACAGAGCGCCUCCCCCAGGUUAUUUGUUGCUCUGAGCCACCUGUGGUGAAGACCGAGAUGGUGACCAUCUCAGACACGUUUGCGGCCCAGAAGACCGAAAUUGCCACUAAGGAGGUUCCCAUCGUGCACACCGAGACAAAGACCAUCACGUACGAGGCUGCACAGCUGGACGGCAGUGGAGACGGAGAACCAGGCGUUCUCAUGACGGCCCAAACCAUUACCUCAGAGUCACUGUGCACCACCACCACCACACACAUCACCAAGACAUUAAAAGGCGGCCUCUCAGAAACCAGGAUCGAGAAGCGCAUUGUCAUCACCGGAGACUCGGACAUCGACCACGAUCAGGCCUUGGCCCAGGCUAUAAAGGAAGCCAAAGAGCAGCACCCUGACAUGUCAGUGACUCGGGUGGUGGUCCACAAAGAGACAGAGCUGGCAGAGGAGGGCGAGGACUGAGGCGCCAGAGCUGAGAGCCUGUGAAGUUCAUACUUGGAUGUUUGAGAACCUCCUGUCAUCUCCCAGACCGAGAGUCAACCUGGUGGGAAGACUGUCGGACAACCCCGAGGCUGAGCUCCUGUGUUUCAUUGCACACGUUCCUUCUUUUUUUUUUAUCACUCAGAAGAAAACCACUUAGCUAACAUUUGUAGCGUGUUUAAAUUGUUUUGUGCUUUUUGCAAAAAUAAGAAAAAAAUUCUGCCAUUAUUAGAACCAAAAAGUGGUCAUUUUUAUUGUUGAGUAGUAUUCACAUUCCUAGUAUGUACAGACGGGUAAUGUUAUGAGAAAGUCAUUUCAAUAUCUAUCUUCCUGUAUUCAUGCAGUUGCAGGUGGACAGGUAUUAUAUUAUAUUAGCUUUGGUCCUGGUCUUCUUCCAUGUUCUCUUAGAGUCAAAUUUUUAUCUGUUUCUGGGGAAAAGGAGGAACAGCUAAUUGUAUUUAAUUGGGUGAGUUUCCAAGGGACUAGCAAAGGACGACGCGCUGUGUCAUUUUGUACAUUGCACUACAGUGCCAACACAUGUUCUUCUCUAUGCAGUCAUAACAAAAACAUUCCUUUAAAGGGCAGGUGCUUUUCCUGUACCUCCCUCAGAAAAAAACACAACAAAAUUUACAUUUAAAACAUGAAACACUUAGGCAGCUUGGAAACUUUUGCUUUUCCAUAACUUUCUGGCAUCAUUAAUCUGAAAUAUAUUUGUAGAAACAUAUAUAUUUUUUUGCUAUCUUUCUUUGUCAAUCAGUAAACUGAUUUAGAUGAUGUGUUUUUUUGCCCCUUCUUAAAUAUUUUUAAUAUAUUUCAGAGGUUUUUUGACAACUAAAAGAAAUACACAAAAUUGCCACUGUUUUUAUCUUUUACCUGUAGGUAAAGAAGAUGGCUGGCCUUAGCUCUCUCUGCAAUCUGAUAAACCUCACCAAUUUGCUAUUUGGGCCCAGUGUAUAGCAAAUAAUCUUAGAUUUUUAGCAGCUUUAAAAUGUUGUCUCCCCACAGCCACCCCACCCUCUGUGUAACACUGUUGAAAUAAAAUGUUGUUAUUCUCUGA